GCCUGGUUAUCGGCAGGUGCGAGUGCGCUCAGCGUGACCUGCAGAGUCCAUGGACUACGCUAUGUCUAAAGUGGGACUGAAGGUACUGUACGCUCUCAGCCCCAUUUGAGAUCCCUGUCGUGAUAGCUGCAGCCUACCCUACCCCUGGUUCACCAAGCGUAAGCAUUAACGCUCACCCACUCUGCCCCGGCAAAUGCAGCCUGCACAUGGAAUGCAUCCUAAGAUGGGUUAUCACAAAUUUCAGGCUAAGCGCAGUUGUACCUUUUCUGAUGCCACUCAUAUAUAAUAUAGCAUUCCUCUUGCAGUGGUACCCCAUCACCUCAGCCCAACCAGGCAACUGCUCAAGAUGUUCCAGGCUAUCCCUCAGAUCUACACAGUACCUCAAUCCUAUUCGUCCCCUCCGACUGAUAAUCUGCUAUCUCUUCCUCCGAACACAACAGUCCCUCUCGGUCCCGAUGGGAAACCCAAGCCUAGAAAGAUGAGGGCCUCUUGCGAUGCCUGCUCGCACGCGAAGGUCAAGUGCGACAAGGUCCGGCCUACUUGUCAACGCUGCGGAAACAUGAGCCUCUGUUGCAACUACUCUCCGUCGAUGAGACUAGGCAAGCCGCGAAAGAACAGGAACCCUGACGGUAGCAUCAUUCGCGACAUUCGAAGAUCCAGUUCCUGUGGACCAUUUGGGUCAAGGCCCGAUAUCGCCCCUCGACUUGCCUCAGACACAGUCGAGAGCUCACCGGAACCUACAGACUCAUUCUAUCUCCGUCCAGCAACACCAAACUUCCAGUUUCAGGGUCCGCUCACGAACAACUUUGAUGGAAAUCAGUCCCCGCCAUACUCAGAAGCCAGCUGGUCCAAUGAGGAAACGAUGGCAUUUCAGACAUCGAGAGAUAUGAUGCUGCCCAUGACUCAGUUCGCACCUCUCUCGCCAUAUAAUGGUAUCGGACAUGUCCGCUCCGCAAGCCUGCAAAGUCAGCCAGACUAUCUCGCCCCCAUGGACAACGGCAUGAUCUCGCCACCGGUGGCUAGCCCGCUUCUCUUUGGUCUGCAAGAUCAGCAGAGCCUUCCUAUAUUUGAACCUGAGACGUUUACACUGUCUCCACCUUUGAUGGCGGCGCCCCAGCCUAGCCCUGCUUCAGCUGCACCUGUCCCGAGCCACGACUGCACACAGUUCGCGUUCCAGAUUCUCAAUAGUCUUUACUCGCCGCCAUCGUCUCAGCCUACUUUUGAAGAUUUCAAUGGCGGUGCUGACGGUCUCCCUACUCUUGACUCUGUCCUGUCAGCUAGCAAGGCUGCUGUUGAGAGUCUCCCAGCCCUGCUCGGCUGUCCUUGUUCGGCGAACCCGCACUUCUCCACAACAAUCGCCUUCUCUAUCACCAAGAUCUUAUCGUGGUACCAAGCCAUUGCUGGUGUCGUCCAAGACAUUGUCUCUCCCAUCAACACUCGCAUGGAGGCGUUCACGCACACCCCGAUUCUUCUGGGAGACUUCAAGCUUGAGAUCGAGGACGAGGAAACUUUCCGAACACAGAUCAUCUUGGGAGAGCUGCGCAAGGUCGAGAAGCUAAUUGACAUGUUCUCCGAGUGCUACUGCAAGGCCUCGAGCGAAAGUGCAGAAUCUGGCGUCUACACAUCUUUGGAAUCCCUGCUCCGCACCCGCGUUAGAGACACCUUCAAAGUGACCAUGCGCACUGCACCCCUCGAUGUGAAGCGCCAGGUUGCUUCUCGCACCCAAAGCCGUACCUGCGUUAACACUUUGUGAACUCUCUUUUGUCAACCUGCUGCAUUUCAGCGCUUCGAUACCCUCGCUUGAUAUGUUCUUCUCUUACUGCAUAUUCUUUCCUUCACACACGAUUGAGCAGUGUCGCUCUCGUUGCAUUGUAGAUCUGAUUUUUGCACGCACUUUCAGAGUAGCUGCUCGGAGGCUUGAAGUUCCCUAUACCUUUGUUUUCGAUUCAUUGUCAAUCAUGUCCGGCGUCUGGGUACGAUUCGAUCGACUAUGUGUAUAUACGACCAUGAAAGCAAGUUGCGCCACCUCAAAAUCUUCGGUAGUUGCCAAUGGAACCAAGUCAUCGCAUUCAC
Molecule: messenger RNA, 2073 nt
Organism: Didymella exigua CBS 183.55
Lineage: Eukaryota; Fungi; Ascomycota; Dothideomycetes; Pleosporales; Didymellaceae
Product: Zn-II 2Cys6 regulatory protein
Exons: 2
Coding region: 347-1753 (468 amino acids)
Biological process (GO): regulation of DNA-templated transcription; aflatoxin biosynthetic process
Cellular component (GO): nucleus
Molecular function (GO): zinc ion binding; DNA-binding transcription factor activity, RNA polymerase II-specific; DNA binding
Source: RefSeq, a predicted model, not a curated record